Oryctolagus cuniculus (rabbit) is the source of this 3399-nucleotide messenger RNA. It is a transcript of the gene ATP1A1, whose product is annotated as ATPase Na+/K+ transporting subunit alpha 1. Gene Ontology annotation, cellular component: sodium:potassium-exchanging ATPase complex; sarcolemma. Gene Ontology annotation, molecular function: ATP binding; ATP hydrolysis activity; P-type sodium:potassium-exchanging transporter activity. Lineage: Eukaryota; Metazoa; Chordata; Mammalia; Lagomorpha; Leporidae. Gene Ontology annotation, biological process: potassium ion import across plasma membrane; intracellular sodium ion homeostasis; intracellular potassium ion homeostasis. The record is from RefSeq and is marked provisional.
CGGCGCCGGGCUCCGAGUACCGCCACCAUGGGGAAGGGGGUUGGACGCGAUAAAUAUGAACCUGCAGCCGUCUCCGAACAUGGCGACAAAAAGGGCAAAAAGGCCAAGAAGGAGAGGGACAUGGAUGAACUGAAGAAAGAAGUUUCUAUGGACGACCACAAACUAAGCCUUGAUGAGCUGCAUCGGAAAUACGGGACAGACCUGAGCCGAGGCUUGACAACUGCUCGAGCUGCUGAGAUCCUGGCCCGAGACGGCCCCAACGCCCUCACUCCCCCUCCCACCACUCCUGAAUGGGUCAAGUUCUGUCGGCAGCUGUUCGGGGGCUUCUCCAUGCUGCUGUGGAUCGGAGCGAUUCUCUGCUUCCUGGCUUAUGGCAUCCUAGCUGCUACGGAAGAGGAUUUUGACAAUGAUAAUCUGUACCUUGGCGUGGUGCUGGCCGCGGUCGUGAUCAUCACUGGCUGCUUCUCCUACUAUCAGGAAGCGAAAAGCUCAAAGAUCAUGGAGUCCUUCAAAAACAUGGUCCCUCAGCAAGCCCUGGUGAUUCGAAAUGGUGAGAAGAUGAGCAUAAAUGCGGAGGAUGUGGUGGUCGGGGACCUGGUGGAAGUGAAGGGGGGAGACCGCAUCCCUGCUGACCUCAGAAUCAUAUCGGCGAACGGCUGCAAGGUGGAUAACUCCUCACUCACUGGUGAAUCAGAACCCCAGACCAGGUCUCCGGAUUUUACAAAUGAAAACCCGCUGGAGACGAGGAACAUCGCCUUCUUUUCCACCAACUGCGUUGAAGGCACUGCACGUGGCAUCGUUAUAUACACUGGGGACCGCACAGUGAUGGGAAGAAUCGCCACGCUUGCUUCUGGGCUAGAAGGGGGCCAGACACCCAUUGCUGCUGAAAUUGAACAUUUUAUCCACAUUAUCACGGGUGUGGCUGUGUUCCUGGGUGUGUCUUUCUUCAUCCUUUCUCUGAUCCUUGAAUAUACCUGGCUUGAAGCUGUCAUCUUCCUCAUUGGCAUCAUCGUAGCCAACGUGCCAGAAGGUCUGCUGGCCACUGUCACGGUGUGUCUGACACUUACUGCAAAACGCAUGGCAAGGAAAAAUUGCUUGGUGAAGAACUUGGAAGCCGUGGAGACCUUGGGGUCCACAUCCACCAUCUGCUCAGAUAAAACUGGAACUCUGACUCAGAACCGGAUGACAGUGGCCCACAUGUGGUUUGACAAUCAGAUCCACGAAGCUGACACGACAGAGAACCAGAGUGGUGUCUCAUUCGACAAAACGUCAGCCACCUGGCUCGCCUUGUCCAGAAUCGCAGGCCUCUGUAACAGGGCGGUAUUUCAGGCCAACCAGGAAAACCUGCCUAUUCUUAAGCGGGCUGUUGCAGGGGACGCCUCCGAGUCGGCACUCCUGAAAUGCAUCGAGCUGUGCUGCGGUUCCGUGAAGGAGAUGAGGGAGAGAUACACCAAAAUCGUCGAGAUACCCUUCAACUCCACCAACAAGUACCAGCUGUCCAUUCAUAAGAACCUCAACGCCAAUGAGCCACGGCACCUGCUAGUGAUGAAGGGCGCUCCAGAAAGGAUCCUGGACCGGUGCAGCUCUAUCCUCUUGCACGGCAAGGAGCAGCCCCUGGACGAGGAGCUGAAGGACGCCUUUCAGAACGCCUACCUGGAGCUGGGGGGCCUCGGCGAGCGAGUGCUAGGGUUCUGCCACCUUCUUCUGCCAGACGAACAGUUCCCUGAAGGAUUCCAGUUUGACACCGAUGAAGUGAACUUCCCUGUCGAUAACCUCUGCUUUAUCGGGCUCAUCUCCAUGAUCGACCCUCCACGGGCGGCCGUCCCCGAUGCCGUGGGCAAGUGCCGCAGUGCUGGAAUUAAGGUCAUCAUGGUCACGGGAGACCAUCCCAUCACAGCCAAAGCCAUCGCCAAAGGUGUGGGCAUCAUCUCUGAAGGCAAUGAGACCGUAGAAGACAUUGCUGCCCGCCUCAACAUCCCAGUGAGCCAGGUGAACCCCAGAGACGCCAAGGCCUGCGUCGUGCAUGGCAGUGACCUGAAGGACAUGACUUCCGAGCAGCUGGAUGACAUCCUGAAGUACCACACGGAGAUCGUGUUCGCCAGGACCUCCCCGCAGCAGAAGCUCAUCAUCGUGGAAGGCUGCCAGCGGCAGGGCGCUAUCGUGGCUGUCACCGGCGACGGUGUCAAUGACUCUCCUGCUCUGAAGAAGGCAGACAUCGGCGUGGCCAUGGGCAUCGCGGGCUCCGACGUGUCCAAGCAAGCAGCGGACAUGAUCCUCCUGGAUGAUAACUUCGCUUCCAUUGUGACUGGCGUGGAGGAAGGUCGUCUGAUCUUUGAUAACUUGAAGAAAUCCAUCGCCUACACCCUGACCAGUAACAUUCCAGAGAUCACCCCCUUCCUGAUAUUUAUCAUUGCAAACAUUCCACUGCCACUGGGGACCGUCACCAUCUUGUGCAUUGACCUGGGCACUGACAUGGUUCCUGCCAUCUCCCUGGCUUAUGAGCAAGCUGAGAGCGACAUCAUGAAGAGGCAGCCCAGAAAUCCCAAAACGGACAAGCUGGUGAACGAGCGGCUGAUCAGCAUGGCCUACGGACAGAUUGGUAUGAUCCAGGCCCUCGGGGGCUUCUUCACGUACUUCGUGAUUCUGGCCGAGAAUGGUUUCCUCCCCUUCCACCUGUUGGGCAUCCGAGUGGACUGGGAUGACCGCUGGAUCAACGACGUGGAAGACAGCUAUGGGCAGCAGUGGACCUACGAGCAGAGGAAGAUCGUGGAGUUCACCUGCCACACGGCCUUCUUCGUCAGCAUCGUGGUGGUGCAGUGGGCUGACCUGGUCAUCUGCAAGACCAGGAGGAAUUCCGUCUUCCAGCAGGGCAUGAAGAACAAGAUCUUGAUAUUUGGCCUCUUUGAAGAGACAGCCCUGGCUGCCUUCCUCUCCUACUGCCCUGGAAUGGGUGUUGCCCUUAGGAUGUAUCCCCUCAAGCCUACCUGGUGGUUCUGUGCCUUCCCCUACUCUCUCCUCAUCUUCGUGUAUGAUGAGAUCAGGAAGCUCAUCAUCAGGCGGCGCCCUGGAGGCUGGGUGGAGAAGGAAACCUACUACUAGUGCCCCCAUCCCGCACCCUCUGCAUCCGUCCCCCGCCCCCUUUGUGUACUCCAGCCUUGGGAUUCGGAACUCCGCCCGGGUAGGAAAGCACCGGAGCAUGUGGGGAGACGUCCUGGAAUGAAGCAUGUCGCUCUGGGGGGAGGGGGGAGGGCUGCCUGACAAACACCGUGUAGGGAAUGACGACAGCGUGGAAGGUUUUUAUGUGCCUUUUUGUUUUUGUAAAAAAGGAGAACCUGGAGAGACUGAGAGAAUACAUUUUAUAUCUGGAUUUUUACAAAUAAAGAUGGCUAUUAUAACGGA